AUGAGGAAACUGAGGCCUACACAGCGGGAGUGUUGUGGAGCCCAGAACACACAACCAGGCCGGCGGCGGCGGCUGCCCCGAGGGACGCGGCCCUAGGCGGUGGCGAUGGGGGCCGCCCGGAUCGCGCCCGGCCUGGCGCUCCUGCUCUGCUGCCCGGUGCUGAGCUCCGCAUAUGCGCUGGUGGAUGCGGAUGACGUCAUGACCAAGGAGGAGCAGAUCUUCCUGCUGCACCGAGCCCAGGCCCAGUGCGAGAAGCGGCUCAAGGAAGUCCAGCAGAAGCCAGCCAGCAUAAUGGAGUCAGACAAGGGAUGGACACCCACUUCCACCUCAGGGAAGCCCAGGAAAGACCAGGCGUCAGGGAAACUCUACGCAGAGUCUGAGCAGAACAAGGAGGCACCCUCUGAUGGCAGGCACCAAGGGCAUCCCUGCCUGCCGGAGUGGGACCAUAUCCUGUGCUGGCCUCUAGGGGCACCAGGUGAGGUGGUGGCCGUGCCUUGCCCCGACUACAUUUAUGACUUCAAUCACAAAGGCCAUGCCUACCGGCGCUGUGACCGCAAUGGCAGCUGGGAGCUGGUACCUGGGCACAACAGGACGUGGGCCAACUACAGCGAGUGCGUCAAGUUCCUGACCAACGAGACUCGUGAACGGGAGGUGUUUGACCGCCUGGGCAUGAUCUACACUGUGGGCUACUCCGUGUCGCUGGCCUCCCUCACCGUGGCCGUUCUCAUAUUGGCCUACUUUAGGAGGCUGCACUGCACGCGCAACUACAUCCACAUGCACCUGUUCCUGUCCUUCAUGCUGCGCGCAGUGAGCAUCUUCGUGAAGGACGCAGUGCUCUACUCCGGGGCCACGCUCGACGAGGCGGAACGCCUCACGGAGGAGGAGCUGCGCGCCAUUGCCCAGGCGCCGCCGCCGCCCACGGCCACCGCGGGCUAUGUGGGCUGCCGGGUGGCGGUGACCUUCUUCCUGUACUUCCUGGCCACCAACUACUACUGGAUCCUGGUGGAGGGGCUGUACCUGCACAGCCUCAUCUUCAUGGCCUUCUUCUCAGAGAAGAAGUACCUCUGGGGCUUCACCGUCUUCGGCUGGGGUCUCCCUGCCAUCUUCGUGGCAGUGUGGGUUGGUGUGAGAGCCACCAUGGCCAACACAGGGUGCUGGGACUUGAGCUCCGGCAACAAGAAGUGGAUCAUCCAGGUGCCCAUCCUGGCCUCCAUCGUGCUCAACUUCAUCCUCUUCAUCAACAUUGUCCGGGUGCUCGCCACCAAGCUGCGGGAGACCAACGCUGGCCGCUGUGACACGCGCCAGCAGUACCGGAAGCUGCUCAAAUCCACGCUGGUGCUCAUGCCGCUCUUUGGCGUCCACUACAUCGUCUUCAUGGCCACGCCGUACACCGAGGUCUCAGGGACGCUCUGGCAGAUCCAGAUGCACUAUGAGAUGCUCUUCAACUCCUUCCAGGGAUUCUUUGUCGCUAUCAUAUACUGUUUCUGCAAUGGCGAGGUACAAGCUGAGAUCAAGAAAUCUUGGAGCCGCUGGACGCUGGCCCUGGACUUCAAGCGCAAGGCGCGCAGUGGGAGCAGCAGCUACAGUUAUGGCCCGAUGGUGUCACACACGAGUGUGACCAACGUAGGCCCCCGUGGCGGACUCGGCCUGCCCCUCAGCCCUCGCCUUCUGCCCUCUGCCACCACCAAUGGCCACCCCCAGCUGCCCGGCCACACUAAGCCAGGGGCCCCCGCCCUGGAGACCACAGCACCUGGUGCGGCUGUGCCCAAGGACAACGGGUUUCUCAAUGGCUCCUGCUUAGGACUGGACGAGGAGGCCUCCGGACCCGAGCGGCCGCCCGCCCUGCUGCAAGAGGAAUGGGAGACAGUCAUGUGACAGAGACCUGGGGCCCGGACCUACGGACACAAGUGUGACGGACAGAUGGACCAAGACAUGAGUGCUUGAUGGUUGCCUGCUCAGGGCUGGGGCUUGGAGGAAAAAGUGGAAGGAAAAAAAAGGGAAAAG
Elephantulus edwardii (Cape elephant shrew) is the source of this 2004-nucleotide messenger RNA. RefSeq names its product parathyroid hormone 1 receptor (gene PTH1R). The transcript is spliced from 15 exons. Gene Ontology annotation, cellular component: plasma membrane. Gene Ontology annotation, biological process: intracellular calcium ion homeostasis; cell surface receptor signaling pathway; adenylate cyclase-activating G protein-coupled receptor signaling pathway. The coding region runs from base 106 to 1875 and encodes 589 amino acids. The record is from RefSeq and is a predicted model, not a curated record. Lineage: Eukaryota; Metazoa; Chordata; Mammalia; Macroscelidea; Macroscelididae. Gene Ontology annotation, molecular function: peptide hormone binding; parathyroid hormone receptor activity; G protein-coupled peptide receptor activity.